This is a messenger RNA of Mesocricetus auratus (golden hamster), 2098 nucleotides long. It is a transcript of the gene Efna2, whose product is annotated as ephrin A2. Gene Ontology annotation, molecular function: ephrin receptor binding. NCBI's taxonomy places the organism in Eukaryota, Metazoa, Chordata, Mammalia, Rodentia, Cricetidae. Gene Ontology annotation, cellular component: plasma membrane. Gene Ontology annotation, biological process: ephrin receptor signaling pathway; osteoclast differentiation; axon guidance. Bases 393 to 1022 code for a protein of 209 amino acids. The record is from RefSeq and is a predicted model, not a curated record. The transcript is spliced from 4 exons.
GGGAUCCGCGGCAGAGUCUGCGCGAGUCAGGCCGGGGCGGGGCUCGGCUGAGGCUUGGAGGGUCCGGGGCGCGGCGGGAGGGGGCGCCCGCGACCCUCCAAGGCGCUCCAGCGGGGACAAAGGCGAGGGGAGCCCCCGCGCCCGGGGAGCCCGGGAGAGCGCCUUGCGCAGUGCACAGUCCCGGGCAUCUGUCCCGCGCCGCGACCGCCUCCCGCCGCCUGGUUUCUCGGCGCCCGCGGUCUCCGGCGGGGGCCGCGCAGAGGCGGGGCGGCGGGAUCUCCAAGCGCGCGGUGCUCCGCCCGCUCGGCGGCGGAGGCGGAGGCGGAGACGGCGGGGCCAGGCGGCGGCCGGAGAGCGAGCGAGCGAGCGAGCGCGGCGGCAGCACCGGGGCCAUGGCGCCCGCGCAGCGCCCGCUGCUGCCGCUGCUGCUGCUGCUGCUGCCGCUGCGGACGCGCAACGAAGAUCCGGCCCGCGCCAACGCUGACCGCUACGCAGUCUACUGGAACCGCAGCAACCCCAGGUUUCAGGUGGGCACCCUGGGAGACGGUGGCGGCUACACGGUGGAGGUAAGCAUCAAUGACUAUCUGGACAUCUACUGCCCGCACUACGGGGCCCCGCUGCCCCCGGCCGAGCGCAUGGAGCGGUACAUCCUGUACAUGGUGAACGGCGAGGGUCAUGCGUCCUGCGACCACCGGCACCGAGGCUUCAAGCGCUGGGAAUGCAACCGGCCCGCAGCACCCGGGGGGCCCCUCAAGUUCUCAGAGAAGUUCCAACUCUUCACCCCCUUUUCCCUGGGCUUUGAGUUCCGUCCCGGCCACGAGUACUACUACAUCUCUGCCACGCCGCCCAACCUCGUGGACCGGCCCUGCCUGAGGCUGAAAGUCUACGUGCGUCCAACCAAUGAGACCCUGUACGAGGCGCCGGAGCCCAUCUUCACCAGUAACAGCUCCUGCAGUGGCCUGGGCGGCUGCCACCUCUUCCUUACCACGGUCCCCGUAUUGUGGACUCUCCUGGGCUCCUAGUGUCAGGACAAGGACAUCAGCCCCACCCGGACCUCCCGACUCGUCCCUCGGACCCACCUCGGCCACCUCUGAGACAAAAAUUCUUGCUGCUUCUCUUUCAUGGUGCUGUCCCAACAGAGGAGGCCGCCCACCCACCGCGGGUCCGAUGCCCGAGGAGGAGACCCAGCUGAGCCACUUUCUCCGUGGCUGUCAGGGAGCUCAAGGCCUCCCAGCGUUGGUUUAGUUCUGGAAGACUUGAGUGCCGUCUUUUAAUUUAUUCCCUGAUAUUGGUGGUGACAUUGGGACAAGCCAGCAGGGUGAGUGGGCCAAGGAUCUCCAGCCACUCCUCCCUGUGCCGCUAUCUGGGUCCAGAUGGAGCCCGCCACAGACUUGUCUGACCCAGAGGGUGCAUGGUGCCAGCCUCUCGCUGGGGCGCCGGGGGCUCGGCCCCCUCUGGCAGCCUCUGCGGAGCCCUCCUCAGCAUCUCAGCCCUUCAGCCCUGCGAUCCACCCCGCCACCCAGGCCCCUCCACCAGGCACAACCGGCUCCAGGGCCUGGGAGACGUUUUAUUUCUGUAAAUAGAAGCCAGCAAAUGUGUACUGUGAUUUAUUUUAAUGUAUUCUUCAGGACAGAAUGGACGUUCUUUUAAAAAAAUUUUUUCCAGACCUUCAAUUCGAAGGGACUUUUAUUUUGGUUGGGGAGAAGUGGGGUGGACUUUUUAGGAUAGAAACAACACUUCGCAAUAAACUCAUUUUUUGUCCUUGUCCAUUGGAGCCCUCCCCCUCGAUCACAUGACCUAGUAAUGUUUGUAAGGAAAAAAAAAAGGACGGACUGAAAAGGAAGGGAGCUACCUACCAAAAAUACCGGAAGAGCGCAGGACCCAGUGAAACUGGCCACACACGUUUCUACGGGUUUCUACCCACCUUUCCUCUCUCUGUUUUAUAUCUAUUCUAUAUAAAUAUAUAUUGUGGAUGGCCGCCAUGGCAAGGGGUGGCUGGGGGGCUUUUGUAGGGGGGGCCAGGAGGAUGGGUGGCCCUGCCCCCUCAUCAAUCAGCUUUGAAGUCUGUAUUUUUUAUAAUAAAAUGGUCAAUCUGUAA